Messenger RNA from Limanda limanda (common dab), 920 nucleotides. RefSeq names its product paralemmin 1b (gene palm1b). Bases 84 to 770 code for a protein of 228 amino acids. Gene Ontology annotation, biological process: regulation of cell shape. Gene Ontology annotation, cellular component: membrane. NCBI's taxonomy places the organism in Eukaryota, Metazoa, Chordata, Actinopteri, Pleuronectiformes, Pleuronectidae. The record is from RefSeq and is a predicted model, not a curated record. The transcript has 6 exons.
AUUCCGAAAUUGACGCUCAGAAAUAAACAAGACGACAGACAGCUUGGUUUUGGGAGACGUCCGCGGCGGGGAAGCGAAUCUGCAUGAUGGCUGAGGUGUCCCAAGAGGAGAGAAUCCAGGCCAUCUCUGAGAAAAGGAAGAAGCAGAUGGAGAUCGAGAGCAAGAGGAGGCAGCUGGAUGAUGACCGAAGGCAACUGCAGCAUCUCAAGUCGAAGGCACUGAGGGAGCGCUGGUUGUUAGACGGAGCUCCGGCGGAGGAGGAGACUCAGAAGCGUCUGCACGAGGACGAGGUGAAGACCAAACUUCUGGAGCAGGUCAUCCUCAGGCUGGAGCGAGACAUUGAAGAACUGGAGAACGAGGAGCCAGAAAACCAGGGUGUGGCCAAAGAAAAUGGAGGUGAAAAUGGAGUAGUGCAGACCUCAGGUCACACCCCCAAGAGAGAGGUGACAGGGAUAGAAGCCAAGCUGCUGGGUCCCAGUCCUGACCUGGCCAGUGAGGACAACCCCGUCACCCUGGUGUUCAUGGGCUACAAGACCGUGGAGGAGGAGCAGGAGAGCCGCACGGCCCUGGAGGGGGGGGACGGCAACGUGAAGGCCGAGUUGGUUGUGAUCGAGGAUGGAGAGGCGAAGGCCGGCGGAGAGGCGGCCGCCGACGAGCAGGCUCCGCCCAACGGCAGCAUGGCAGAGAAGGAGAAGGCCAACGGGGCCGGGGAGGAGGGAGAGAAGGAGAAGGAGAAGAAACAGACCUGCAAGUGUUGCACGGUCAUGUGAGAUGUGUGCAUGUAAAUGUGUGUGUGUGUGUGUGUGUAAAUGUGUGUGUGAGUGUGUGUGUGUGGAUGGGGACACACCUGCAUCUGUGUGAGUGUGUGUGUGUGGAUGGGUACAUACAUACUUGUACAUCUGUGCAGGCAUGUGUCUGUA